Molecule: messenger RNA, 1690 nt
Organism: Chroicocephalus ridibundus (black-headed gull)
Lineage: Eukaryota; Metazoa; Chordata; Aves; Charadriiformes; Laridae
Gene: SHISA3
Product: shisa family member 3
Exons: 2
Coding region: 30-770 (246 amino acids)
Source: RefSeq, a predicted model, not a curated record
GCGGGCAGCGGGCCGGCGGCGGCGGGGCGAUGGCGGGGCGGCGGCGGCGAGGGCUGCUGCUGCGCUGGCUGCUGGUGGGGCUACUGGGGGGCGGCGGCGGCGGCCAGCCCGGCGGCGGCGAGUACUGCCACGGCUGGGUGGACGGGCAAGGGGGCUACCACGAAGGCUUUCAGUGCCCCGAGGGCUUCGACACGGCGGCCGCCACCAUCUGCUGCGGCUCCUGCGCCCUGCGCUACUGCUGCGCCGCCGCCGAGGCCCGCCUGGAGCAGGGCGGCUGCACCAACGACCGGGAGCCCCCGGACCCGGGAGUCACCGCCCAACCGAUCUACGUCCCAUUCCUCAUUGUUGGAUCAAUAUUUAUUGCCUUCAUUAUCGUGGGCUCUCUGGUAGCGGUUUAUUGUUGCACGUGUUUAAGACCUAAACAACCGUCGCAGCCCAUACGGUUUUCUCUGCGGAGCUAUCAGACCGAGACUCUUCCCAUGAUCCUGGCCUCCACCAGCUUCAGGACGCCGUCCAGGCAGUCCAGUACUGCCACGAGCUCCAGUUCCACCGGCGGCUCCGUUCGCAGGUUCUCCUUUCCCCGGGCAGAGCCAGGGUGCCUUGCGGCAUCGCCACCCCCUCCGUACACAUCCGGCUGCUUCCAGGCAGCCCACGCCGUCCACCUCACCCAGCCAUCGGGAUUUCUGGUGUCGCCGCCGUACUUUGGGUAUCCUCUCCAGCCAGAGCCUGCCCUGGCUGGGAAGAGCUGCUCCGAUUUUAGUCAGAGCUGAAAGGAGUGGUCAAGAAAUGCCGGGCGUCUUGGGAAGCUGCUGCCGGGGCUCACCCUGACGCGCUCUGGGGCUGCGGAAGCCAGAACCGUUCCCGUGGGUGAGUUGCCCUUGGAAAAGCACAAGGUCUCGUUUGGGAGCUCAUUUCCCGAACUUGGAUCACACUCACGAAUGAAUUGUAAAAUAUCCCAAACUUAGUUGCUCUAAAUCAAGUGACCGCUCUGAGUCGUUCAGUCUAAUUUGCGCGGAACGUGUUCGGAGACAAGUAGAAAAACCGUUUUGGGAUAAAAUUACUCAUUUCAUGGUGUUAUAAAUGGCGUUUUAACCUUAAGUGCUAUUAACUUAGUUAACAGACGGUGGCUGCGUUCCACUGGUAAUAAUCAGACUAGUUCUAUAAAGCAGCGCUAAGCGUGAGAAGUCAGAGAGGAACUAGACUAAAGAGAAGAGUUUGCGGAUGCCGAAAAGAGCUGACUGCUUCCCGCUUCCAUGAGCAAUGAAAAUAAAAGAAAGUAUUUUGCUAUAGAUAUCAAAAUGCGUGGGGUUUUUUAAAAUACACAUAAUAUACCUGAACUUACACCGCAUAUUUGCAUUAGUAAACUGUAACUACGAUAGGUAAAACUAGUACUAAUUACGCUAGUUGAAAACGUGCCAGUCCCAAGCAGCCAAACCAUUAUCUAUGAGAAAAGCAGAAUGUAUUCAGCAAUAUCACUAAUAAGUUCUCCGCAGAAAAUUCUAAAAAUGGCGCUAUAUUAAAGCAUAUUUCAGAAGGAAGUAUUUAUUGUUGCCUUUUUGCUCAGCAACGUGUGUUAAGUUGGCCGAACCGAUCGCGAAGUUCUAUUUGUAAAAUUAGCCAUGUAUGAAAUGUAAAGACAAGCUUGUAAUUUAAAAUGUAUUUACAGCAUUGACAACACUAAUUAUUUAGU